UGAAGUUGAAUGCUUAUACGUUUAUCUCAUACUCAGAUCGUGAUAUAUGCAUAUAAUUCGCUAGUCUUGCUUCUGCUUCCUUUGAUUUUAAGUCAUGGCUGUGACUUCGAAGUGACUGUGUUGCUUCGUUUUCUCUCUGUGUUCCAUAUGCUAUGCUGCUUCGCUCUACACGCGCAUCCCUUCAUACCGUCAACCACUUCUUGGCGGAGGCUGCGGUGGUGGGAAGCCGGUUGGCCGUCUCCACCUCCGCCUCAGGGACGGCAUCGAAGAGAAAAGGCAGAGACAUUUUUCGGGAAGAGGCUGCUGAGUCUGGUGUGCGCAGAGCGCAGUGCGGGUGGGAACGACUUGCAAGUGGAAAAAGGGAGGAGGCGCGGUGUGAAGUACGGGCUCAACCGCAUCGUCAAAGAGCUUCGCAAGCUCAAGCGCUACAAGCACGCCAUCGAGAUAUAGCCAGCCAUCAAUCCGAGAGAGUUGUGGAGCCGCAACAUUCGUGGUGACUUAGUCAAUACCUCCAACAGAAUCCGAAUCAAGCAAUGAUAUGCCUUCUCAAGGGGUCAACACAAAUGUAUGAGUUCAAUAACAGGAUCUAGCAACAAGUGGAACUUGUGAAUGAAAUGGAGAUGUAAACUUGAGUUGAUUGAUCAGAGGCGACAGUAUUUUAGAUUUAUGAGCUAUAUCUAGAAUUGUUUCCUGACAAAGAAACUCACUGGACAAUAAUAAGCGAGUCACAAGAACAA
Messenger RNA from Eucalyptus grandis, 737 nucleotides. RefSeq lists its product as uncharacterized. The record is from RefSeq and is a predicted model, not a curated record. The transcript is spliced from 2 exons. Bases 10 to 450 code for a protein of 146 amino acids. NCBI's taxonomy places the organism in Eukaryota, Viridiplantae, Streptophyta, Magnoliopsida, Myrtales, Myrtaceae.